This is a messenger RNA of Choloepus didactylus (southern two-toed sloth), 2065 nucleotides long. RefSeq names its product eukaryotic translation initiation factor 2A-like. The coding region runs from base 13 to 1767 and encodes 584 amino acids. The record is from RefSeq and is a predicted model, not a curated record. Gene Ontology annotation, cellular component: cytosolic small ribosomal subunit. Gene Ontology annotation, biological process: translational initiation. Lineage: Eukaryota; Metazoa; Chordata; Mammalia; Pilosa; Megalonychidae. The transcript has a single exon. Gene Ontology annotation, molecular function: tRNA binding; ribosome binding; mRNA binding.
UUCCGGGAUAAGAUGGCGCCAUCCACGCCGCUCCUGGCUGUCCGAGGAUCAGAAGGACUCUACAUGGUGAAUGGCCCCCCACAUUUUACAGAAAGCACAGUGUUUCCAAGGGAGUCUGGGAAAAAUUGCAAGAUCUAUACCUUCAGUAAGGAUGGGACCUUGUUUACCUGGGGCAGCGGAGAAAAAGUAAAUAUUAUCAAUGUCACUAACAAGGGACUGCUGCACUCCUUCGACCUCCCAAAGGCAGUUUGCCUUGAGUUCUCGCCAAAAAACACUGUCCUGGCAGCGUGGCAGCCUUAUGCUACCUCUAAAGAUGGCACAGCUGGAAUACCUAACCUACAACUUUAUGAUGUCAAAACUGGAACAUGUUUGAAAUCCUUCAUCCAGAAAAAAAUGCAAAAUUGGUGUCCAUCCUGGUCAGAAGAUGAAACUAUUUGUGCCAGAAAUGUUAACAAUGAAGUUCACUUCUUUGAAAACAACAAUUUUAGUACAAUGGCAAAUAAAUUGCAUUUACAAAAAAUUAAUGAUUUUGUGUUAUCACCUGGACCCCAACCAUACAAGGUGGCUGUUUAUGUUCCAGGAAGUAAAGGUGCACCUUCAUUUGUUAGAUUAUAUCAGUAUCCCAAUUUUGGUGGACCUCAUGCAGCUUUAGCCAACAAAAGUUUCUUUAAGGCUGAUAAGGUUACAAUGCUACGGAAUAAAAAAGCUACUGCAGUGUUGGUAAUAGCUAGUACAGAUGUUGACAAGACAGGCGCUUCCUACUAUGGGGAACAAACACUGCAUUACAUUGCAACAAAUGGAGAAAGUGCUGUAGUACAAUUACCAAAAAAUGGUCCCAUUUAUGAUGUAGUUUGGAACUCUAGUUCCACUGAGUUUUGUGCUGUUUAUGGUUUUAUGCCUGCCAAAGCAACAGUUUUCAACUUGAAAUGUGAUCCUGUGUUUGAUUUUGGAACUGGUCCUCGUAAUGCAGCCUUCUAUAGCCCUCAUGGACAUAUAUUAGUGCUAGCUGGAUUUGGAAAUCUGAGGGGACAAAUGGAAGUGUGGGAUGUUAAAAACUACAAACUUAUUUCUAAACCAGUGGCCUCUGAUUCUACAUAUUUUGCUUGGUGCCCAGAUGGUGAGCAUAUUUUGACUGCCACGUGUGCUCCUAGGUUACGAGUUAAUAAUGGGUACAAAAUUUGGCAUUAUACUGGCUCUAUCUUGCACAAAUACAAUGUGCCAACAAAUGCAGAAAUUUGGCAGGUUUCUUGGCAGCCAUUUUUGGAUGGAAUAUUUCUGGCAAAAGCAAUAACUUACCAAGCAGUUCCAAGUGAAGUACCCAGUGAGGAACCUAAAGUUACAACAGCUUAUAGACCCCCAGCUUUAAGAAAUAAACCAAUCACCAAUUCCAAACUGCAUGAGGAUGAACCACCUCAGAAUAUGAAGCCACAACCAGGAAAUGAUAAGCCAUUAUCAAAAACAGCCCUUAAAAAUCAAAGGAAGCAUGAAGCCAAGAAAGCUGCAAAGCAGGAGGCAAGAAAUGACAAUCCAGAUUUGGCACCUACUCCUGCCCCACAGAACAUACCGCGAAAUACUGUCUCUCAGUCAACUUCUGGAGACCCUGAGAUAGACAAAAAAAUCAAGAACCUAAAGAAGAAACUGAAAGCAAUUGAACAAUUGAAAGAACAAGCAGCAACUGGAAAACAGUUAGAAAAAAAUCAGCUGGAGAAAAUUCAAAAAGAGAAAUCCCUUCUGCAAGAGUUGGAAGAAUUGGAAUUGGGUAUUUAAAGAGUCACAGAAAACAAGUUGGUUACCAAAAAUCGGUGCAAACACGUCUUAUGUUAAACGCAUUGGUGUACAUGGAGUAUCCAUGUACUCAAAUGUUCACCUGUGAUUUUAACCAUUUAUCCAAGACUCUGCAUAUGUGUGAAAAUAUUUAAUAAUGUCUGUUAAAUUGAAUUCUUCUAUCUGUUAAUACAUGAUUUAGAAAAGAGACUCAUGAAUUUUUAAGCUAAGCUUGACAUAUUGAAAGAUAAAUGUCAUUCUUUUUUAGUGGGAAACAGUAUUUACCAUAUAAAUGAAUAAA